AACAAGAUUAUGGCACACAACAGCCACAUGCAGACGCAGCUGGAUUUCUACCAUGCUAACUUAGGAACAGGGGCUGAGGCCCAUCGCCUUGAAAAUGAUCUCCAAGACAUAAUGGAGAGCCUGAGCCAGAAGAAGUACUCCUCAAGUCUAAAAUUUCAGACCAAUGGAGACCACUCAGGCUCCUAUUUAACCCUGUCCCAGCCAGCGCCUCCAAGGAGAAGCCCUACGGUCCUGGCCUCUAGGGUCAGGAACAGCCCCUCUGGGAUGCAAAUCCAGGGCUCCAGGCAGCUCUCUGGUGGUGGCCCUCACCCCUCAGACACAGGCAUCUCCAGCAAGCCACCAGCUCCCAAGCCAGGCGGUGCGAGCUCUCUUGGCAGCACCCCAGGGAGGGCGGAACUGGACCGUCAUCCCCGGUCAGACUGCGAAAACUCCCCCAGACCAAUGGACAGACGCCCCUAUUCCAAAUUCAGCUCCAGGAAUAAGUCACAUGACAACGUGUACUGUCCUGGCCUGUUGGAGGGCCGGGCGGUGUCAGGAUCCCUCCUGGCAAUUAGCUGUGGAAGCGACUCUGGGCUCCCCCCACCGGGCCGGUCAGGGGCUGUCAGUGUGCCCUCCAGCCCUAAGCAGGCCCGGAAGUUGGGUGCUCAGGACGUCCUCGGACUGCAGCCCAGACGGACCAGGCACAGGGGGCCAGCAACAGUGACAGCAGCAGGGUCGGAGAGUGUGGGCUCGAGGAGCAGGAAGCAUUCUGGGGGCUCACUGACUCCCAUGGGGGUACACAGUCGCUCCCUGCCCAGGCUCUACAGAUCCUCGGAAAACCAGCCUCUGCCUCUCAGCUUGCCUCCGAGAAACUCUCUGGGAAGCUCCCGCAGAAAGAUAGUGGGAGACAAGGAUCUACCUCACAGCCUGCUAGAUGCUGACAAUUACCUGAGUUUCUCUUCCUGUAGCUCGGGGAUUUUACCCUGUAAAAAUUCUUCCCCUGAUACCCACCCCUACGUCAACUCAACCCUCAGUGUCCCUGCGAGCCCUCGAGUAGCUAGGAAAAUGCUGCUGGCAUCCUCCUCUUCCUCCUCCUAUAUGUCAGACGAUUUAGACGGGAUCACCUUCUUGGGGGCCAGCUCCAACCACUCGUUUUCCCCUGAGGACCCCGACAGGGUGUUUUCGGGCAGGAGAAAUUUUUCCUGUGGCUCCAUGGAAUUCGACGAGGCUGACUCAGAGAGCCUGCGGCAAAUGGCAGGCACCCCCCAGCCUGCACCUCGGGAGAGGAAGAACAGCAUCAGCUCCAUCUCGGGACGGGAUGAGUUAAUGGAUUACCACCGGAGGCAAAGGGAAGAGCGACUCAGGGAACAGGAAAUGGAACGAUUGGAGCGCCAGCGGCUGGAGACAAUCCUUACUCUGUGUGCAGAGUACACCAAGCCUGAGAACAGGACCAUGACUGCUACCACUGUUGCAGAUGUGCAGAAGAUUAAUAAAGAGCUAGAGAAACUUCAGCUUUCUGAUGAAGAAUCUGUUUUUGAGGAGAGCCAGAUGACCCCAGAAAGCAAAUACAGGGGCCACCAGACACCACUACUCCUCGAUUCUGACCUCUCUGCUCCACCUGGUCUCAGCCAGAGUUCUUCCAAUUUCUUUUCUCCAAGAAGCAUUAGGAAUGAUGAACCCCUCAGGGAUGCCAGUGACUCUCCCCAGUUUCCUUCCUCUAGGUCACUGAAGAUCUCCAGUGAGUCAGCUUACCUAAGUAUCAUUCCAAAGAUGUCCGAACGAGCAAGUGAGGAGCAGGGGGAGCAGGAGCUUUUGCAAAUUGGAGAGGAGCGAGUGGCGAUCCUGAACAGCAUGGAGGAGCUGGAACAGAAAAUCAAAGACCUAAAUGACCAGAUGGAUGAGUCUUCCCGAGAGUUGGAUAUGGAAUGUGCCCUUUUGGAUGGUGAACAGAAAUCUGAAACCACUGAACUUCUGAAAGAGAAAGAGAUAUUGGAUCACCUGAACAGGAAGAUAGCAGACCUGGAAAGAAAUGUCAUGGGAGAAAAGACCAAGGAAAAAGUAAAGCUUGAUGCUGAGAGGGAAAAACUAGCGAGGCUCCAGGAGCUUUACUGCGAACAGAAGACCCAGCUUGACAACUGCCCCGAGGCCCUGAGGGAACAGUUACAGCAACAGCUGAGGAGGGAUGCUGACCUACUGGAAGUAGAGAGCAAACACUUUGAAGAUCUGGAAUUUCAGCAGCUGGAGCAUGAAAGCCGAUUGGAUGAGGAGAAGGAAAACUUGACCCAGCAGCUCCUGCGGGAGGUGGCAGACUACCAGCGCAGUAUCGUCACUAGGAAGGAGAAAAUUUCUACCUUGAAGAAACAAGCCAGCCACAUCGUGCAACAAUCGCAGAAAGAGCAAGACCAUUUCGUCAAAGAGAAAAACAAUCUGAUGAUGAUGCUGCAAAAGGAAAAGGAGAAUCUUUGCAAUUUGGAAAAGAAAUAUUCCAGUCUUUCAGGAGGCAAAGGAUUCCCAGGCAGUCCCAGUAGUCUAAAGGAGGGUUCUCUCAGUGCAAAUGAAACUAACAAACUGGGGGUCAUUUCCCCAAGUCUGUCCCCUGCUGCCUCCCGGCUGCUCUGUGACACUGCUGCUCUCUCCACUGCACCUUCUUCACCUUCUUCCACAGCUGGCUUGUUGAGCCAGCAGCCACAGACUGAAGAGCUUCCACCCAUCCAUUGGCCAGAGGACGUGGCUCCAUUUGCUGAUCACUGUUCUUUAAAUGACACGCCUCCUCCUCUUCCUGCUAAGAAACACCGCAAACAGCAGCAGCCUCUUAAGAAUCUGGAAGGAAGGAAGCACAACCAAAAAGAAGGCCUGUACCUGAGCGACACACUGCCUCGCAAGAAACCCAGCCCCUCACUCUCAGCCCGUUUCAGCAGUUCGACCCUGGGAAGAAGCAGCACGCCCAAGAGCCACCCACCCCUGGGGCAGAGCAACAGCUGUGGCAGUGUCCUCCAACACUCUCUGGCCACCAUGGCCAAGGAUUCUGAGCCCAGAAGGAUCCACAAAGGAUACAAUCAACAGCAGGUGAAUGAAGGACAAAGACAGAAAUCAUCAGAAUUUUACAGCCGAACUGCAUCUGAAUCGAAUGUCUAUUUGAAUAGUUUCCACUACCCGGAUCGCAGCUACAAGGACCACACCUUCGACACACUGAGCAUCGACAGCUCUGACAGCUUGGAAACCAGCCUCUCUGCCUGCUCCCCUGACAAUAUCUCCAGUGCCAGCACUUCAAAUAUUGCCAGGAUAGAGGAGAUGGAGAGGCUUUUGAAACAGGCUCAUGCAGAAAAGACACGAUUGCUGGAAUCAAGGGAACGAGAGAUGGAAGCCAAGAAGCGAGCCCUGGAAGAAGAAAAGCGACGUCGUGAGCUCCUAGAAAAGCGAUUACAGGAGGAAACCAGUCAACGGCAAAAGUUAAUUGAAAAGGAAGUGAAAAUCCGGGAAAAGCAAAGAGCCCAGGCUCGGCCCUUGACGCGCUACCUGCCAGUUAGGAAGGAGGAUUUUGAUCUGCGGAGCCAUGUGGAAACAGCUGGACACAACGUGGAGACCUGCUACCAUGUCUCAAUCACAGAGAAGACCUGUCGGGGCUUCCUCAUCAAAAUGGGCGGGAAAAUUAAAACCUGGAAAAAACGGUGGUUUGUGUUUGACCGGAACAAGCGCACCUUCUCCUAUUAUGCAGAUAAACACGAAGCGAAAUUGAAAGGUGUGAUCUAUUUUCAAGCUAUCGAAGAAGUCUAUUAUGAUCACUUAAAGAAUGCACAUAAGAGCCCUAAUCCACUGCUCACUUUUAGUGUAAAAACCCAUGACCGUAUCUAUUAUAUGGUGGCUCCAACACCCGAAGCCAUGAGGAUCUGGAUGGAUGUUAUAGUGACUGGGGCAGAAGGCUACACACACUUCAUGUUGUAGGGAGUCUCUGCAGCAGUUAGUUACAGGACAGAAUAAAUGGCCAUCUCUCAGACCUGGUCCCUUUCUAUGACUCUCCAAAGCUAGCCUUUGGCCUAAGGGAAAGCGGGAUCAUAACCUGGCCUUGCAGGAGGAAGAGACUUGAAACCAUCACAGGAAUGAACACUUCAUCUGAGUAACGACAACAAUGUCAUUUAUAGGAAAAUGUCUUUUAAACUAUUGUAUAUCAGUUGUUUUAAGGAGAACAAAUUAAACAGUUUGCAGAACUGUGUGAACUCAGCAACAUGCAAGUAUUUUAGAACAUGAACCCCAAAGAUGUAUAGGUACAUAUUUUUAAUAUAUAGUAUUUUUCACUUACUGAUAACCAGCUGGCUUUUUUAAUAUAGGUGUUCUUUUCUUAUGGGUAUUUUCAAAUAAAACCAAAG
This is a messenger RNA of Tachyglossus aculeatus (Australian echidna), 4343 nucleotides long. It is a transcript of the gene PHLDB2, whose product is annotated as pleckstrin homology like domain family B member 2. The transcript is spliced from 18 exons. The record is from RefSeq and is a predicted model, not a curated record. Gene Ontology annotation, biological process: regulation of microtubule cytoskeleton organization. The coding region runs from base 10 to 3921 and encodes 1303 amino acids. Lineage: Eukaryota; Metazoa; Chordata; Mammalia; Monotremata; Tachyglossidae. Gene Ontology annotation, cellular component: basal cortex.